Molecule: messenger RNA, 2255 nt
Organism: Ailuropoda melanoleuca (giant panda)
Lineage: Eukaryota; Metazoa; Chordata; Mammalia; Carnivora; Ursidae
Gene: PHAX
Product: phosphorylated adaptor for RNA export
Exons: 5
Coding region: 61-1245 (394 amino acids)
Biological process (GO): snRNA export from nucleus
Cellular component (GO): nucleus
Source: RefSeq, a predicted model, not a curated record
GGACCUUCCGCCGCGCCGCCGGAAGUGCUCUCCUGACCCGCCGCGCUUCGCCGCGGGAAGAUGGCGCAGGACGCCGGCGACAUGGAAGAUGGGCAGCUUUCCGACUCGGAUUCCGACAUGACGGUCGCACCCUGCGACAGGCCGCUUCAGGUGCCGAAAACGUUAGGUGGGGACAGCACAGUGAGGCCCUUUCAGGGCACUGCAACACCAUGUGCGCCAGUAUCACAUUAUCGGACUGUUAAAAAUGUGGAUUCAAGUGAAGAGAGUUUUUCUGAUUCAGAUGAUGAUAGCUCCCUUUGGAAACGCAAGCGACAGAAAUGUUUCAACCCUCCUUCGAAGCCAGAUCCUUUUCAUUUUGGCCAGAGCAGCCAGAAACCACCUGUUCCUGGAGCAAAGAAAGUUAACAACAUAUGGGGUGCUGUGCUUCAAGAACAGAAUCAAGAUGCAGUGGCCACUGAACUUGGUAUCUUGGGAAUGGAGGGUACUAUUGACAAAAGCAGACAAUCCGAGACUUACAAUUAUUUACUUGCUAAGAAACUGAAGAGGGAAUCCCAAGAACAUACAAAAGAAUUAGACAAAGAGCUAGAUGAAUAUAUGCAUGGUAGCAAAAAAAUGGGAUCAAAGGAAGAGGAAAAUGGGCAAGGUCAUCUCAAACGGAAACGACCUGUCAAAGACAGACUGGGGGACAGACUAGAAAUGAACUAUAAAGGCCGGUAUGAGAUCACAGAGGACGAUUCGCAAGAGAAAGUGGCUGAUGAAAUUUCUUUCAGGUUGCAGGAACCAAAGAAAGAUCUGAUCGCGCGAGUAGUGAGGAUAAUUGGCAACAAAAAGGCAAUUGAACUUCUGAUGGAAACUGCUGAAGUUGAACAAAAUGGUGGCCUUUUUAUAAUGAAUGGUAGUCGAAGAAGAACACCAGGUGGAGUUUUCCUGAAUCUCCUGAAAAAUACUCCUAGUAUCAGCGAAGAACAAAUUAAGGACAUUUUCUACGUUGAAAAUCAAAAGGAGUAUGAAAAUAAAAAGGCUGCUAGAAAGAGGAGAACACAAGUGUUGGGAAAAAAGAUGAAACAAGCAAUUAAAAAUCUAAAUUUUCAAGAAGAUGACGAUACAUCACGAGAAACUUUUGCAAGUGAUACGAACGAGGCUCUGGCCUCUCUUGAUGAGCCGCAGGAAGGCCACGGAGAGACAAAGCUGGACGCAGAGGAAGCCAUCGAGGUUGAUCAUUCGCACGAUUUGGACAUCUUUUAGUACAUUUGGAAGAAUAAGCCUUUUUAGAAUAACCUUGUAAUAAGCCAUUUCUACUGAAGUUGCUUUGUUUUACUUUGCACUGAUACACAUAAAAAUCUGGAGAGAAAGAACUGUUUUCUUGUUUAAAAUAAAGUUGAAUCUGUAGGGAGAUGAAUGUUAUUGAUAGAAACAUUUCUCAUGUCUGAAAAAAUACUUGUAAGUAUAUAUAGCAGAGGAUUUAAUUUCUCAAUCUGUUGCAUGUGUUACUUCUUACUAGUUGAUAAUUACUUUUGUCCAGAUCAUUGUAACAUGCCAUUCAAAAAUUUGUUUUCUUUUUCUGAUUUAACCUUGCAGCAAAUUAUGAUUGGUUUCAAAACAUUCCAUUAAAAGCUCCUAAUAAGGCACAUAAAUCAGUAAGCUAUUGCAGAUGCAUUCAAAUUUAGUUUUUCUGUGUUUUAAGAACUUUUAGGCAGUUUUAAGGACAGAGACUAAAAGUAGGUUUAUACUGAUGGCUCUUUACCACUUAUUUGUCCGGAAGUAAAUUAACAUCAGAAGCUUUUCAAAGAAGUACUGGUUCUUAACUUUAGUUUCAUUUUUUACUUCUUUUUAAUUACUUGCUCAUACACUAAAUACUGAAUGUGAUCCAUAUCUGUGUAAUUACUAUGGACAUUUAAAAAAUUCACAGUGGUUGCCUGCCUAAGACUGUUUACCUUAUGUUAAGGAAGUUGGGUAUUAAAAAUGUUACAUCUGCCUGAAAUGUCAAGUUAUUCUUUUUUUUUUGAAGGAAAUAAGGGUAGUUAAGGUGUUCUAAGAGUUGACUAUAGUUUACAAAAUAAAUUAAGCAAAAAUCUGUAGGAAGCAAUUAUAAACUAUUCUUUACAGACAAUAGAGUCUUUCUGUAGUUCCUGGAAUACAUAGUCAUUGAAGUUGGAACUAAGGAUGUAAGUGAGAAAAGAAGAGGAAAAUGGUUAUUGGUUGCUUUUUAUUCGUAAAGAAUGCAAAAAUAAAAUUAGAUUAUGGGCAGUCCUUAA